AUGCAGAAAGUCUGGCGCGCAGCAGCUGAGACAUUAUCGUCUGCCGACUUCCUACUAAUCGCAACAGGCGCGGGCUUCUCUGCCGAUUCGUCAUUACCAGUAUACGCGGAUAUCGCCAAGGUGGAUGUUUACGAAAAGAUGAAUCUAGAAUACCACGACUUGUGUGAUCCAUACAUGUUAGAGCAAGACGAAGAGAUUUUCUACGGCUUUUGGGGUAAUUGCACGAAUUCCUACCGAGAUACAAAGCAUCAUAGUGGAUACCAGAUUCUACUUAAGUGGAGAAACGCACUUCGACUCAAAUCCAAAGCCAACAAAUUAGAUGGGACAAAGUCUAAAUUUCGAGCGACAUUUGAUCGCUUGAAAAACUGUCAAGCUCUGCCAGCAGAAAUUUCAGGAGAUUUUGUGACCAACGAUCCUUUUUUUCUUUAUACAUCAAAUGUCGAUUCACACUUUACGCGUGACUUUGACAGCAAAGAAUUAUAUGAACUUCACGGUAGUAUUGAAAGGUGGCAGUGUGCAGGUGAUGUCGAGACUGGUGCUAGAGAACCGUGUGAAAGGACGUGGAUAUUGCCUGCUGAGUUUCGCUUUGAUUUAAACGUGGCAACGAUGAAGGCAAAUGGUGCUGAAGCUACGACGUGCCCAGAAUGUGGGGGCAAAGGACGGCCAAAUGUACUGAUGUUUCAUGACAGACAAUGGAUAGCCAAUACUUUGGAAGAGAAAAGAUAUAUUGCGUGGGAAUCGGUGAUGGAGCAGAUGCUACAGGAAGAUCCAACAUUAAAUCUUGUCGUACUCGAAAUCGGCUGUGGAACUCGGGUACCAUCUGUUCGAAGAGAGACCGAGAUGGUAGUUGCUGACGUGAUUGAGAGCUGCGGGCGUCCGCAAGCGAAGCUUAUUCGAGUUAAUGUCGAAAAUCCAGCGUGCGACCACCCGAUGAUACUAGCUAAUGAUUGCUUUCUUCCAAUUCAAUCAUUAGGAUUAGUGGCGUUAAAAAGUAUCGACCUUGAAAUCGAAAAACUUCGAAGAUAG
Plasmopara halstedii is the source of this 1026-nucleotide messenger RNA. RefSeq names its product Sirtuin family, catalytic core small domain. NCBI's taxonomy places the organism in Eukaryota, Oomycota, Peronosporomycetes, Peronosporales, Peronosporaceae. Bases 1 to 1026 code for a protein of 341 amino acids. The transcript is spliced from 7 exons. The record is from RefSeq and is a predicted model, not a curated record.